Messenger RNA from Sphaeroforma arctica JP610, 2739 nucleotides. RefSeq lists its product as hypothetical. Gene Ontology annotation, molecular function: calcium-activated cation channel activity. Lineage: Eukaryota; Ichthyosporea; Ichthyophonida. Bases 283 to 2634 code for a protein of 783 amino acids. The transcript is spliced from 17 exons. Gene Ontology annotation, cellular component: plasma membrane. The record is from RefSeq and is a predicted model, not a curated record.
CUCAAUUAUUCAUUAAUUUUUACUAUAACUGUACUGAUAAGUUUUUAUUAAUCGCACUGGCGAACAUCGGAUCACUACAAGAAGUAGGGGUUACGUGUGCGUAGUUAUAUAUGUACUUGCCUUUUUUUCUUUUCAAAACCACAUCAUUGCGAUAUUAUCCGAUUUCUCUGUCAUAUUUCUCUUACAUGCAUCUCAGCUUGAGCUUGUAUUAGCGUGCAACAUACCUUACCCAUAGACGUCAUCCAAUACCACUUCCGAUCGCGCACUUCUCAUAUAACCAACAUGAGCGACUCUUCGAGCGCCGUCUGUGUCUCCGACGGUGAUGACAUUCAGAACCCCUCUUUGGCUGCCUUUAUCACUGCCUUAGUAUUCAACACAGUUUUGUCGGCAAUAUUCUUGUGCUGGUUCUAUUUCUGGAGGCCGAGAUCCCCAAAAGUAUACGUUCCGCGACAACUGAGCAUCGUCACAAAGGAUGUACCGAAAUUACCAUAUACGCACUUCUCAUGGCUGCCGAUGUUCUGGAAAUUUGGCGAUGAUGAUAUUCUAUCUGCCGCUGGCUUGGAUGCCAUGAUGAUUUACCGCGUGGUGAAAAUGUUCGCCGUGAUCUUCCUCUGCUUCUUCCCAUACGGUGUUAUUGUAUUGAUCCCUCUCAAUGUGUCGGGUGGCAAGGGUCUAAUUGAACUGGAUGCACUCACUCUGGGUAACAUCGAUGAUGGUAGCGCAAAGAUGAUUGCGCACGCCAUCUCGGUCCUUCUCUUCACCGUCAUCGUCAUGAUACUAAUGCAUCGCGAAUACAAAUACUACGUGCUUCGCAGACAGAGAGCGUUCCUGCUGAAGGACGACCACUGUCACUCUGCACUGGUUAAGGAUAUUCCUAAGGAGGAUCUGUCGGAAGGGUCCAUCGCUAACUUCUUCAACAGCAUGUUCCCCGAUAAGGUCAAGCAUGUCGUCGUGCACAAGAAUCCGGAAGAGUGUGAGGAUCUAUUUCAAAAACGAGAAGUGGCAAUGCGAAAGUUGGAGCGUGCGCUUUGGACUAAGGACACCACUGGAGAAGAGCCCCAACACCGCUUGGGUUUCUUGGGUUUGUUUGGUGAGGAAGUGAAGUCCGUGCCUUACUGGACUAAAGAAUUGAAUAGACUCAACGAAGAGCUGGCUGUAGAGCAGAAGAAGGAAAAGACCGCCAAUGGUGCUGCGUUUGUAACGUUCACGGAUAUGGAGAGUCCUUCUAUAGCCACUCAGGUACUCGUCCGAGACAGUGAGAAGGUCUACCAGGUUAGACCGGCCCCGCAAGCAAACAACGUGUACUGGCCUAACAUGGGCCAACUGGAGCGCUACAAGCCGUAUCGCUCGCUGAUCAUAUACCUGAUCACUUGGAUGAUUGUUAUGCUGUACAUGAUCCCUAUCGCGUUCAUCCAAUCGCUGACGAAUCUGUGUGCGUUGGAGGAGCAGUUCUCGUGGAUCACACCCAUCAUCGACGCCAUCCCAUUAGUCAGAGGUAUCCUCGAGGGUGUCAUGCCCACGCUGAUUUUGACCAUCUUCUUGGCCAUUCUUCCACUCAUUUGCAGAGGACUGACCAUCCUGGAAGGCAAAGACAAGCACAGUGACCUGGAGAAGGGCACCUUCGAGAAGCUGUUCUAUUUCUACGUCAUCAACGUGUUCAUUGGUUCCACUGUGGCUGGCGGUGCGUUGGCCACGGGUCAGGAGAUUGUGGAUGAUUUCAAUGAGGGCACGGGCGGGUUUAACUCUGUGGUUGAUCCUCUGACUGAGUCCUUGCCGGGAGUUGCGAAUUUCUUCAUCAAUUUCAUCAUGCUGAAGACGGCGGGUAGUUUCCCAGGUGUGCUUGCGGAUAUUGCAGGGGGUGCAAUCUACUGGAUUAAGAUGAAAUGGCUGGCCAAGACUCCCAGGGAGAGGGCCGAGGUCUGGUUCCCCAAGGCCAAGAUCAAAUAUGCCAAAUCUUACGGUGAUAUCAUGCUGGUGUUUAUCAUCGGAGUAACCUACGCGUCUAUGGCAUCGCUGAUCAUCCCGUUCUGCAUAUUGUACUACGUGUGCGCUAUGUUCACCUUCAAGUACGAGGUCAUGUACGUCUCUCAGCCCGUGCCAGACUAUGAGGGUUAUGGAGAGUUCUUCCCAAUGGUUUUCAAUAGAACGAUGGCCAGUCUUAUUCUGUACCAGGUGGUGAUGUUUGGAUAUCUGGGCGCGAAGGGAUCUGGGUGGGCGUUCGUCUGCCUGCCUACGAUCAUUGCGACUAUCCUCUACUGGAGGUUCACCAAUAAAUGGUACAGCCGACCCGCCAAGUAUCUGCCCCUCAACACUGCGCUAGUGGUUGACGAGGAGACGCAGGACGGAGAUGCCGCACCUGAGCUGCGCAAGGACACCUACGUGCAGGAGUGUCUCAGAUCUGCGCCCACCCGCCCAUUCGGUGCUGACAACCCUUUUGCGAAGAACUUUAAUACGUGUCAUCAAAUAGAGAAAGAGUCUCAGGCGAACGAUUUCAGCAAUAUGUGGGGUGAUCAGACUCGCACAAAGGAUGUGGACAACAUCGAUACGGAACAGGAGCUUGUCGUCGGCAGUCACUCCGGUAAAGUGCUGCCGCAGAGGGACUCUCCCGAAAACCUGAAGAAGGCAAGCGUGUAGAAAGUACACGUUUGAAAUGGAAAUACUUAUGUGCAAUAGUAUAUGCGCGUAUCUGUGUGUAUGAAAGGCUGUGUUUGUAACAUGAAAGAUGAAAUAAAAGUAUAU